AUGACAUCUCCGAACCUUGUUCUGUGUCUGGCAUGUCUGUUCUUGGGGGAAAUGGCUCAAGCAACUAAUGAGAAAUCUUCCUCAUUUCACCAAGAAAGCAGUUUUGUAUCCACGAAUGUUGGUGGAAGUUUGACUUUACAAUGUUUCUACAAAGAUGAUUAUGGAUCAAGGGUUUACUGGUAUAAGCAAACUCUCGGACAGACACCAAGGCUCAUGUCCACCCUAUAUGUGUUUAGUAAAAAUGGCACUUUUCAUGAUGAAUUCAAGAAUAAUCCACGUUUCAAACUAGAUACUACAAGUGGUAAAAAUCACUUGACAAUCACAAAUUUGGACAUUUCAGACUCAGCUACUUACUACUGUGUUAGUUGCUAUAUAAGCAUUUUAGAAUUUUUGGUGGACACUACUAUCCAUGUAAAGGGCUCAGCUUUGAUGCAUCAGUCAGCAUCUGAGAGCAUCCAGUCAGGAGGCUCUGUGACUCUGAACUGUACAGUACACACUGGGACCUGUGAUGAUGGAGAACACAGUGUUUACUGGUUCAAAUACUCUGAAGAAUCUCAUCCAGGACUCAUUUACACACAUGGAGGCAGGAAUGAUCAGUGUAAUACGGACACCAACACACAAACACACACCUGUGUCUACAAUUUGCCGAUGAAGCCUCUGAAUCCUUCUCAUGCUGGGACCUACUACUGUGCUGUCGCCUCAUGUGGACAGAUACUGUUUGGAGACGGGACCAAGCUGGACUUUGAGCAUGAGGUAGACUCUCUUGUCUUGGUGUAUUUCUUGAGUGGAGCUUUGGUGUUCACCACCAUCCUCAGUGUUUUAUUGGCUUUCUCAAUGUACAAGAUGAACAAGAGAAACAGCUGCCAGUCAGUGCCUCAACAUGGAUUUGCAGCUCCGUCCACAGCAGAUGCAGAGGGUUCUCAAGACACAGACAACCUUCAUUAUGCUGUUGUAAGUGCCAACGCGGCAAACAGAUCAAGAAAAGCGAGGAACAACACCAAUAGUGAAUGUGUGUACGCCAGUGUAAAGAUGUAG
Molecule: messenger RNA, 1035 nt
Organism: Scomber scombrus (Atlantic mackerel)
Lineage: Eukaryota; Metazoa; Chordata; Actinopteri; Scombriformes; Scombridae
Exons: 5
Coding region: 1-1035 (344 amino acids)
Biological process (GO): response to bacterium
Source: RefSeq, a predicted model, not a curated record